Molecule: messenger RNA, 2946 nt
Organism: Rhodofomes roseus
Lineage: Eukaryota; Fungi; Basidiomycota; Agaricomycetes; Polyporales; Fomitopsidaceae
Exons: 14
Coding region: 1-2946 (981 amino acids)
Molecular function (GO): hydrolase activity, acting on carbon-nitrogen (but not peptide) bonds
Source: RefSeq, a predicted model, not a curated record
AUGGACAGCAAGAUGGGGUACCAGGAGCUGCCAGGUGCCUCUAGCGUACACGACGCCCGCCGUCGUCCUUCGCUGCCGAAGACAAUCCUUUUGGCACUGUGCACGGCUGUGGCGACUGCGACGGUCCUCACGUGUAACACAUUCCUUCAGAGUGCUGCGUCGCAGCGCAUACACUACGUCCCGCUCAACGCUGAGACUAUCCUCACUCGGUGUGCUGCGUUGGGCGAGAAACCUCGACCCCCGACGGACUUCCUCGCACGGGACGCGUCUGACAGGUAUGAGCCAGGGACGAAAUCCACUCUUGUCAAGAAUGCCAGGAUCUGGACCGGCGCGCGGAAUGGCACAGAAAUCGUAUACGGUGAUGUCUAUCUCGACAAGGGUGUAGUCAAAGGGAUUGGCUACAUUCCCGAAGCUCUGUAUGCUAGUGAACGCGAGGUGAUAGUUGUCGACGCGAAGGGAGGUUGGGUUACCCCCGGUCUUGUGGAUCUCCACUCUCAUGUCGGCGUGUCGAGUGUACCCGAGCUACACGGCACUCUAGAUGUCAACUCUGAGCAUGGCCCAAUUUUGCCAUGGCUGAGGAGUAUUGACGCAUUCAACACUCAUGAUGAUGCAUUCCAACUCGCCAUCGCUGGCGGUGUGACGUCCGUCCAGGUUCUCCCUGGUAGUGGAAACGCUAUUGCCGGCCAGGCCUUCAUGUUCAAGCUUCGCAAGACGUCUGACCGGACGCCUUCAUCCAUGGUGCUAGAACCUCCGCACAGCCUCAAUGGAAGCUCUGCAAACUCUGAACAUCCAAUGCGUUGGCGGCAUAUGAAACAAGCUUGCGGCGAAAGUCUUAUUGCAUACGGUAACCGCAUGGACUCAAUGUGGUCUUACCGCUGGGCAUACAAUGAAGCUCGAAGGAUCAAGGACUCCCAGGACGUCUAUUGCGCUAAAGCAGAGGCAGGGCUAUGGGACGAGUUGAGCGGACAGAACUAUCCUGAUAAUCUGCAGUGGGAGGCCCUUGUCGACGUCUUGAGAGGCCGAGUCAAGGUCUCCACACAUUGCUAUGAGGAAGUCGACCUAGAUAGUAUGGUCAGGCUGACGAACGAGUUCGAGUUCCCAAUAGCCUCUUUCCACCAUGCAUCUGAAGCCUGGCUCGUGCCCAACCUGCUCAAGCGAACGCGAGUAGUUUGCUUCCUGCACGAGCUCGCUUUGACUGAAUGGGGAGGCACGCCUACCGUUGGCGUGUUCGCAGCGGUUCAUCGCUACAAGCGUGAGUCGUUCCGUGGAUCAGGAUUCGCGCCUCGCGUACUCGCAGACAACGGGAUUCCAGUCGUCAUGAAGUCCGACCAUCCCAUCCUGAACAGCCGCUACCUGAUGUAUGAAGCACAACAGGCACAUUACUGGGGGCUUCCGCCUCAUCUUGCACUAUUGUCCGUUACUGCGGUCCCUGCAACAGCAGCGGGCAUGUCGCAUCGUAUUGGUGUCUUGCAGGAAGGCACCGAUGCCGACGUCGUCCUCUGGGACUCUCACCCUCUCCAACUUGGCGCAACGCCUCGGAAGGUAUGGAUCGACGGUAUCCUGCAAAUCGGUGCGGAUGAGGAAGGCAUCGUCAUUGGGAAAGGCAAGGAGGCCCGCCAGUUCCAGGAGGUGCCGAACGUACCCAACUGGGACAAGGAACGGAAGGAAGCCAUCAAGUGGGAUGGGCUUCCUCCGCUCGCACCUACUCAGUACCGAAGCCGGGUGUUGUUGAGAAAUGUCCGGGAGGUGACUGUGCGGGACCCCGACGCCGAAGACCGAUUGAAGACUCUCUUGGAACCUGGGGAGUUGUCAGACGUCGUGCUCGACCGCGGAAGGAUUACCUGCAUCGGCAAGCAUUGCCUUGGUGGGAUCAACGCGGAAGUCGAAAUCGAUCUGCAAGGAGGAGCGAUCGCACCAAGCCUUAUGACCUUCGGCUCGCCCCUGGGCGUCGAGGAGAUCAUGCUGGAAGCAUCGACAGGAGAUGGCGUGUUGUUUGACCCACUCCACGGUGAUCCGCCUUCAAUCCUUGGCGACAAGGGAGGGCUGGUGCGUACGGCAGAUGCGUUGAAGUUCGGGACGAGGAACGCACUGCUGGCGCAUCGUGCAGGUGUUACGUAUGCAACCUCCUCCCUUGAGAAGACCACCUACUUCACCUCGCCGGCUUUCAUCGCGGGUCUGUCAGUCACCUUCCGUACGGGAUCAGCGCACGCUCUCGAGCCAGGCGCCGUGAUCAAGCAAAUCACCGCUCUGCACAUCGUACUGAGUCGCACCUCUCCGUCGUCUUUGGUGGGACAGGCGAGCGUUAGCACCCAGAUCGCAGCUCUGCGACGCUUACUCCUCAACGGCGAACCGGACGAUACGGAAACGGGGCACUGGUUCAAGCGAGCAGCUCAGGGCGCGAUUCCGUUGGUCAUUGAUGUCGCUAGCGCCGAUAUUAUGGCCGUGCUACUGAGGCUCAAGGUUGAGGUCGAGCAAGCGCGAGGCUCGCUCAUGAAGAUGGUGUUCUUCCGGGCCACGGAAGCUCACCUCAUCGCUGACGAAAUUGCUAGAGAAAAGGUCGGUAUCAUACUGGAGCCUGCCAGGCCCUUCCCCCAAGUAUGGGACGAACGCAGAAUUUUGGCUGGCCCGCCCCUUACGAACGACACCUCUUUGGUGAGACUCAUGGAUGCUGGUGUAACCGUGGCCAUCGGGUGCCGCGAUGCGUGGCAACCUGUCAAUACUCGAUUCGAUGUUGCCUGGGCUGCUCUGGAGACCAAUGGCCGGAUCACUAGACAAAAGGCUCAAGCACUAGUGACCACGAACCUCGAGAAGCUCCUAGACAUCGAGGGAUGGAUAGAUGAAGAUGGGGGCGAUCUGGUAGCGUACCAAGGAGGAAGUAUCUUCGACCUUUCCAGAAAACCAGUUGCGGUUGCCUCCCCAAGACGCGGUCUCGUUGACGUAUUGUAG